GUCGAGCCAGAUUCCUAUGCGAUCCGGAAACUAGGCGGAAACCGACCACCACCACAUCGGAAGCUCCAGCCUCCUCCAUAGCUCUCCAUUUGUCACUCUUUAGAUCUUCUGCCUCUUCGAUUCGAGUAGAUCGUGUUCUCCCCUUUGCUCUGUCUUUGUUCGUCGCAGCCAUGUCGGAAUCGGAAGGUGAGAGGGCGGAGAAAACGGCGGCGGUUUCGAGCUGUGAAGCGUAUUUCGAGAAAAUACAGUCGAGGAAGAAACUCUCCAUGUCUCUCCAACAAACCCUAACCUCUGCCUUCUCUGGAAUCCCCGUCUCCUCCUUCCCUCAAGUUCCCGGUGGCAGAGUGAUAGAGAUUCCGGCAGAUACUUCUGUAUCUGAUGCGGUGAAGAUCCUAUCAGACAGCAAGAUUCUGUCCGCCCCUGUCAAAAAUCCUGAUUCUGACAACUCAUCGGACUGGAGAGACAGGUACCUAGGAAUAAUCGACUACUCUGCAAUUAUUCUCUGGGUGCUUGAAAGUGCCGAACUUGCAGCCAUUGUAUUGUCUGCCUCGUCAGCAACAGCCGCUGGUGUUGGCGCAGGAGCAGUCGGGGCUCUCGGCGCAGUGGCUUUAGGCGUAUCGGGUCCAGCAGCUGUGGCCGGGCUGGCUGGCGCCGCCCAUCGUGGGGUCGGAAAAGAUGCCCCGACAACUGCUGAUAAUUUGGGGAAGGAUUUUUACCAGGUUAUUCUCCAGGAAGAGCCCUUCAAAUCAACCACUGUAAGAAUGAUACUGAAAUCCUUCAGAUGGGCUCCCUUUCUUCCGGUUUCCACAGAGAGCUCCAUGCUGAGCGUUCUAUUACUACUGUCCAAAUACAGGCAAAGAAACGUGCCUGUGGUUGAACCAGGAGCUCCUGAUAUAAAAAACUACAUCACUCAAUCCGCAGUUGUCCAAGGACUUGAAGGUUGCAAAGGCCGGGAUUGGUUUGAUCACAUCUCCGCUCUCCCGAUAUCUGAUCUCGGCCUCCCUUUCAUGUCACCGGACGAGGUUGUUAGCAUUGAGAGCGAUGAACUUGUUCUAGAAGCAUUUAAGCGGAUGAGAGACAACAACAUAGGUGGUCUCCCUGUCGUGGAGGGGGCGAACAAAACGAUUGUUGGAAACAUUAGCAUGAGAGACAUCAGAUACUUGCUUCUCCAACCUGAAGUCUUCUCCAACUUCAGGCAUCUCACCGUGAGGGGAUUUGCCACGAAGAUUGCUACGGCGGGGGAGGAAUACGGAAAGGCUAUUCCGGCAGUAACGUGCAAACCCGAUUCGACGUUAGGAAGCGUGAUAAACAGUCUGGCAUCAAAGUCGGUCCAUCGAGUAUAUGUUGGAGCAGGGGAUGAGAACGAGCUUUAUGGGGUAAUAACCCUAAGAGAUGUGAUCUCUUGCUUCAUCUUUGAACCUCCAAACUACUUUGGGAACUGCUUGGGAUUCUCAGUCGAAGAAAUGCUCAACCGGUGAGACACAGACCACAACUCUUGCAGCUUUCCUUGGUCUUCAGUCUUAUAAAGUCUUUUGCUUUUUAACUUGGUUCUGUACUGACAAAAGAGUUCAUAACACACAACUUCCUUUGUUGAAUGUGAACCAUAGAGCUUGAAUUGGUCCGAAAACAAUUCUUGAGAAGACAUAAUUUUGACGAAUCUUA
Messenger RNA from Tarenaya hassleriana, 1662 nucleotides. Its product is annotated as SNF1-related protein kinase regulatory subunit gamma-1-like. The coding region runs from base 171 to 1478 and encodes 435 amino acids. The transcript is spliced from 5 exons. The record is from RefSeq and is a predicted model, not a curated record. Lineage: Eukaryota; Viridiplantae; Streptophyta; Magnoliopsida; Brassicales; Cleomaceae.